AUGUCGCCCUCUGUGCGAGACCGUCCGCGACAAAUGCCUGCCACUCCUCAAAGAUUUCGGCUUUUUGGAAAAAUGAUUGCAUGGCAAGUCUUAUUCUCGGAAAACAAUAAUGAGGAUAUGUGUAUGCGCGGACCGAAUGAAGAGGGUGUGAUUGCAAGGAGUCCCGAAGAGUAUGACAAAGAAGACUGUCCACCUGAGCAUAUCUACGUGAAUCGCAGUGGUCGUUGCAUUCCAAUCUGUGCAGCAGGACAAGGUAUCAAGCAGCUCGAAUGGCUUCAGAUCGAUCGCGAAUCCGCCUCAACAGCACUUUUCGUACUGUCCAUCAUCAGCCUUGUGAUCACUGCCAUUUGCGUGCUGACGUUUGUUAUGCGACGUCACUGCCUCACAGCCCUGCCAGAGACCAGUCUUCUAUGGACGGCACUUUCCUUUGCCUUGAGCUCCAUCGUCUACCUAUUCAGUCUACUCUACCGCGAACAGAUAUCCUGCACAGAUUACUCAUCACACCUGCUCUUCGUCGUCGGUGACCUUCCACACACUCCAUGCGCUUGUGUGGCAGCACUCUUGUACUAUUUUGGCACUGCAGGCCGUCUGUGGUGGCUUGUGCUUUGCUGCACAUGGAACCAGCAAACAACACGCUCAGGAAACUUGGAGAAGUACCGCGUACAAAUCCAAGUGCUGGCGUGGGCUGCACCCCUGGGUUUGGUAUUAUUCGCUCUCAUGGCCCGCAGCACAGGUGCUGAUCCACUCAGCGGAGUGUGUGUUGUUGGAGCGGCCAGCAAGGUGUUGGAUGGAGUGUUCAAUCUGUUCCGUGAUCUAGUCUUCGUUAUCGCCGCAUGUAUACCAUUGCUUGUUGGAUUUCGUGGAAUGCUUACAUCGCCGCAGGCCACAUUUGGCGCCGGACUGGAGGGUGCGUUAUACCCUGCAGCUGCGCUCUUCUACAUGCUUUCAUUCAUAAACGAUGCUUGGCAGCCGUCAAUGCACUGGACACGCAGUUGGAACAUCGUGUCAGCGCUGAAGAUACUUAUCGAUCCAAUUCUGGGAGUACUGGCAGCUUCUGCCUGCCUACUGCACAUCAUCAUCAACCUCUGCCGUGCUAUCAGGUCUCCUGUUGCUGACAAGCACGGCUACCAACCGGCUGUGCCACGAAUCCCACAGCCAGCAAUUCCUGUGAGCGUUCGUUCCCACAACACCUAUGCGACCACAUCACAACGAUUGCCUAUUUGCUAG
Messenger RNA from Cooperia oncophora, 1227 nucleotides. Lineage: Eukaryota; Metazoa; Nematoda; Chromadorea; Rhabditida; Trichostrongylidae. The record is from the annotation of a GenBank genome assembly.